Plasmodium reichenowi is the source of this 2313-nucleotide messenger RNA. RefSeq lists its product as hypothetical. NCBI's taxonomy places the organism in Eukaryota, Apicomplexa, Aconoidasida, Haemosporida, Plasmodiidae. The transcript has a single exon. Bases 1 to 2313 code for a protein of 770 amino acids. The record is from RefSeq and is a predicted model, not a curated record.
AUGACGGGGUUUAAUGGUAAAGAUCAACUAACCGAAAUGAACGUCUUACAGAACGAAAUGAAGGAUAUAAAUAUAAAUGACCGUAUACAUAAUGAGGAUAGUAACGUUAACCAUAAUAUAUAUAAUAAUGAAAUGAUUAAUAGUAAUAGUAAUAAUAAUAAUAGUAAUAAUAAUAAUAUAUAUAAUGAUCAUAAUAAUAGUCAUAUGUAUAAUAAUAUUUAUAAAAAUAAUUCUUAUAAUGAUGGGAAUAGUACAUGUAGUGGAAAUAACAACACGUACAAUGAAAGCAAUUUUUUGAAUGAUAGAGGUGAAGAAGACGAAGAUUAUUAUUAUAACAACAACAAUAAUAAUAAUAUUAAUAAUAAUUAUAAUAAUAAUAAUUAUAAUAAUAAUUAUAUUAGUAGUAGUUACAAUUAUAAUAAUAAAGCUACAAAUGAGGUUAAAGAAAUAUUAAAUUGUGAUUAUUGUAAUAAACAUGUUUAUCCUUUAAUUAAAACUUAUACUCCUUUAUUUGUUUAUAUUAUGAUUAUUAUAUUAUUCGUAUUUAUAUCUUUUUUUACUAUAUUUUUACUACCCUUAUUAUAUUUAACAUUUAAACAAAAGAAAUAUAUUUGUCCUUAUUGUGAAAAGAAUUUAACUUCAUCAGAAAAAUUAUUUAAAGUAAAAAGAGAAAAUCAGAUUUUAACAUUUCAGUUUCCUAAGUGUGCAAUUAUUAUAUCAGCAAAAUAUUUAGCAUUAUUUUUGUCUUUAAUAUUUCUUAUUUUUUUCUUUUAUAUUAUAAGAAUAACUAGUCAUUUUAAUUUAGAUAAUUUUGUCAAAGGUCCUUAUAUCACCUCCUCAUGGAUAGAUUACUUAGAAGACUGUGGUAAUAAAUCGCAGUUCAGAAAUAAAUUUAAUAGUAUACAUAAUUUUAAAAAAUUAUAUUAUAGUAAUACUGUUCUAUGGAGAGGUAGUUUUUUUCAAAUAAAAGAAGGAUUUUUAAAUAGUAAUUCUUUAUAUAUCAAAAUGAAUCCAUCCGAAUAUAAAUAUGAUAGACCAGAUAUUAGAGCACUCUUUAAUAAUAAUUUGAUUUCUCAAAUUGAAAAUUUACAAAAAAAUGAUUAUAUCGAAUUUGAAUGUACCUUAAUAGAAAUAAGUAAAAAUAAAAGUCCACAUUUAUGUCUUCUAUGGAAUGUUAAACUUAUAGAAAAAUAUCAACCAAAAAAUUUAAGUAUGGUUGAUUUUGUAAAACAUUUAUCUAUUCUAGAUAUGAUCAAUAGUCAUGCUAAUCCUAAUCCUUUCUUUAUCAAUCUAAAUAAUAAAGAUUCAGAUAUACCAGCAUCUAUCAAAGUUCUACAUUUCUCAUCAAAUGGAUUCAAUGAACCUAAUAUUAUACAUACUAAUGAUCCAUAUAUGUUAAAUAUUAUGGAACGAGAACAUAUAGAACCUAAUAUGAAAUUUGGACACUUUGAAAGAAAAUCUUUGCCCUUUCUCGAUGAUGAAGAGGAAGAAGAAGAAGAAGAAGAACAAGAAGAACAAGAAGAACAAGAAGAAGGAGACAACGAAGAUGGGCAUCCUUACGAAUUUAACCAAUAUGAGGAACCAUUCAUAAAUGAUCCGGAUGAUGAUAUUAAUAUAUUCGAUGAUACUGUGUAUGGAGUUCCUAGAAAUGUCUCAAGUUUUAAUCACAAUUCUGAAACUUUUAAAAAUGAUGUGAACCCAUAUGAAUAUGAGGUCUCAUCUAUGUAUGAUCGAGAUGUUAGAGAGGAAAAGGGUCCGAUCUUAAAAGAUAAUGAACAUGAUAAUAAAAGAGAUAGUAUAAAAGAUAGUGAACAUGAUAAUAAAAGAGAUAAUAUAAAAGAUAGUGAACAUGAUAAUAAAAGAGAUAGUAUAAAAGAUAAUGAACAUGAUAAUAAAAGAGAUAGUAUAAAAGAUAGUGAACAUGAUAAUAAAAGAGAUAGUAUAAAAGAUAAUGAACAUGAUAAUAAAAGAGAUAGUAUAAAAGAUAAUGAGCAUGAUAAUAAAAGAGAUAAUAUAAAAGAUAAUGAGCAUGAUAAUAAAAGAGAUAAUAUAAAAGAUAAUAAACAUGAUAACAAUCAAGAUAAUAUAAAAGACAAUAAACAUGAUAACAAUCAAGACAAUAUAAAAGAUAGUGUACCCCUUAAUGAACAAACGGGUGUAUCAAAUGAUACACCACAGAAUUUAUCAAGUGAUGCAUCAAAAUCUGUACCAAAGGAUGUACAAAAUAAAGUGAAAAAUGAAAAGACACAAACAAAACAGAUCAAAAAAAACACACAAAAAGAUAAUAAAACAACAAAGAAAAUGAAAAAGUAA